Messenger RNA from Gracilinanus agilis (Agile Gracile Mouse Opossum), 2662 nucleotides. It is a transcript of the gene RNF220, whose product is annotated as ring finger protein 220. The coding region runs from base 191 to 1921 and encodes 576 amino acids. Gene Ontology annotation, molecular function: ubiquitin protein ligase activity; metal ion binding. The transcript has 15 exons. Lineage: Eukaryota; Metazoa; Chordata; Mammalia; Didelphimorphia; Didelphidae. The record is from RefSeq and is a predicted model, not a curated record. Gene Ontology annotation, biological process: protein ubiquitination.
UCUCCGCCUUGUUCCUUUUGCCUUCUGAAAAGUGCAGCCACUCUCCAAAGGAAUUUCCACGGUCUUGGAAGGGGAUGAUUCCCCAGUAAUCUUCCCUGCCUCGACCCCAGGUGCUGCUCUGCCUCCCUCCCUUCCUCCCUCCCAGGGAAGACUGUUUCUUGUCUGACUGCUGCCAUCGAAAGAGACUCCGAUGGACUUACACCGGGCAGCCUUCAAGAUGGAGAACUCAUCCUACCUUCCCAACCCGUUGGCAUCCCCAGCCCUGAUGGUCCUGGCAUCAACAGCGGAGGCCAGUCGGGAUGCCUCCAUCCCUUGCCAGCAGCCCCGACCCUUUGGGGUUCCUGUCUCCGUAGACAAGGAUGUGCAUAUCCCCUUCACCAAUGGCUCCUACACUUUUGCCUCCAUGUACCACAGGCAAAGUGGGGUGCCUGGCACCUUUGCCAACCGAGACUUCCCCCCUUCCUUGCUGCACCUCCACCCCCAGUUUGCACCCCCCAACCUAGACUGUAGCCCCAUCAGCAUGCUGAACCACAGUGGCGUAGGGGCUUUCCGUCCCUUUGCCUCCACUGAGGACCGAGAGAGCUACCAGUCGGCCUUCACGCCUGCCAAGCGACUCAAGAACUGCCAUGAUACGGAGUCGCCCCACCUGCGUUUCUCUGACGCAGAUGGCAAAGAGUAUGACUUUGGGGCCCAGUUGCCCUCGGGCUCCCCCAGCUCCCUCAAGGUGGAUGACACUGGCAAGAAGAUCUUUGCUGUUUCUGGCCUCAUUUCUGACCGGGAGACUUCAUCCAGCCCAGAGGACAGAAAUGACAGAUGUAAGAAGAAGGCGGCAGUGGCUGCAGCGGCGGCGGCAGCGGCGGCGGCGGCCCUAUUUGACAGCCAGGCCCCCACCUGCCCCAUCUGCCAAGUGUUGCUCCGACCUGGGGAACUACAAGAGCACAUGGAACAAGAACUGGAGAAACUCACCCAGCUGCCCAGCAGCAAGAAUGCCCUCCUGAAGGAUGCCAUGGCCCCAGGCACUCCCAAGUCCAUCUUGUUAUCAGCCUCAAUCAAGCGAGAAGGGGAUUCGCCUACAGCCUCUCCACAUUCCUCAGAUGACCUGCACCACUCUGACAGAUAUCAGACCUUCCUGAGAGUGAGAGCCAACCGGCAGACCCGGCUGAAUGCUCGAAUUGGGAAGAUGAAGCGUCGGAAGCAGGAUGAAGGCCAGAGGGAAGGCUCCUGUGUGGCCGAGGAUGACUCGGUGGACAUCGAGACUGAGAACAGCACCCGUUUUGAAGAGUAUGAGUGGUGUGGGCAGAAGAGGAUACGCGCCACCACCCUUCUGGAGGGAGGCUUCCGAGGCUCUGGCUUCAUCAUGUGCAGUGGCAAGGAGAAUCCGGACAGUGAUGCUGACCUGGAUGUGGAUGGCGAUGAUACCCUGGAAUAUGGGAAACCCCAGUACACCGAGGCCGACAUCAUCCCAUGCACUGGUGAGGAGCCGGGUGAAGCCAAAGAGCGAGAGGCCCUCCGGGGAGCUGUACUAAAUGGCGGCACACCCAGCACUCGGAUAACGCCAGAAUUCUCUAAAUGGGCCAGUGAUGAGAUGCCCUCCACGAGUAAUGGUGAGAGCAGUAAGCAGGAGGUGGCCAUGCAGAAGACAUGCAAGAACAGCGACAUUGAAAAGAUCACAGAGGACUCAGCUGUGACCACUUUUGAAGCCCUGAAGGCCCGUGUGCGGGAGCUAGAGCGGCAGCUGUCCCGUGGGGAUCGAUACAAAUGUCUCAUCUGCAUGGACUCCUACACGAUGCCUCUGACGUCCAUCCAGUGCUGGCACGUGCACUGUGAGGAGUGUUGGCUCCGGACCCUGGGAGCCAAGAAGCUGUGCCCCCAGUGUAACACCAUCACAGCCCCCGGGGACCUGCGGCGCAUCUACUUGUGAACACCAGGACCAGGCGUGAGCCCGCCCCCAGCCCUGCUCACCCGCCACCCGCAGAGACAGACACAUGUGUACACCGGCGUGCACACAGGACUCUGGAGCCAGAGUGGAGGGUGUGGAGCAGCCCUGCCCCCCUCCCGCCCCGCCCUGGCCGUCUGUGUCCCCCCUCGUGCCCCUGAGUGUCUGCAGCGGGCGGGCGGAGCGCCGGCUCCGGGCAGACACCCCGCCGGACCUGCACACGGGCCAGACAAGCACAUGUAACAUAGACCCUGUAUGUUUACAAUGUCGUGUAGAGACGGGACGGACCUGCCCGGCCUGGCCCGGCCCGGCCCCGCCCCGCCCCGGGUUCUGCGUUUCCUCCUCCUUCGAGGAGGCGGGAGUAGAGGCCCAGCCCCGGGGAGCCCCGGCCCCUCCCCACACGGUCCCCUGUGUCUGCCAGCGGUGGUUUCAUGUUCAGUGGUGUAUAGUUCUUCACGCGGCCCGGGGCCGGCGCGGCAGGAGCGGCUCGGCUCCAUCUGCCCUGGGCGCCAGGGCUGCUUGUAAGGAAGGAGUGGGAGUCCCUUCCGGGGCAGUGACCCUCCAGAGGGGAGGGCCGCCCCCGCCCUGGCCCUGGCCCGCCAGCCCCUGCCUGCCGGCCGCCGCGGACGCUGUGCUGUGAUGCUGUGUCUGUAUAUCCUCUACCAAGGUACUUGUCCUUCCUGUUUGUAAACUACAUUUGACAUGAAUUAAACCAGUGUAAGCCCA